CUUCUGCAGCCUCUCUUUCUCUUUUUAAUCAACGAUUCGUGGAAUUUGUUUAAAAAACUUUAAAGUCCAAAAAGUGCUUUCGAAAAUCAAAUAUUUUGCGUCUUUUGAGCUUUGCAGUAAUUAUUCCAUUAGAUUCUUUGAUUAAGCUUUCAAACUAGGGCUUAAUAGAAACUAAAGAAAGAUCACAAAAAAUAUAAACGAUUUUCCGUUGAAUUUAACGGAAAGGAGGUUUUAAAUUAUGUGAGAUCCGCUUCGAUUCUUCCUUCGCAACAAUCUCUCUGCGGAAGUAAGAAAAAGCUAGAAAAUUGUGGAAGACGAAUAGCAACACGAACACACAGAUGACGUUCAAACUUGUUGUUCUCCAUUCAUGUUCGUGACGCAGAAGUCGCAAAUGGCCUCAAACAUGAGAACAGAUAUGCGAAUUCCAACAAGAGCAGCCCCUCGACCUCCUGGACAGUCGGCGAUGUACGCGAGUUCGGUUUGGAACAGCAACAAUGACUUGUUUGGUGAUAAUUUCGUACAACCGACAACACAGAAGAAAAAGCCACCGCCUCGGCCACCACCUCCCAAAUUUCAGCACAGUCGAUCUCAAUGCAGUAAAGAUCUAAAACCGAAGAAACCGGCGAGGCCAACGGAACUUUUGACUAAUAUUUUCACACGCAAGGAAACGAAACGUCACCAACCCAUUGGGGCUUUUUCUUCAAACGUUUUAGAAAACUCAACAUUUCAAUCAUCGUCGACAAAAAAUGGGACGGUUUGUCUAAUAGAUCUGAGUCCUCCGGGUUCUCCAACAUUCACAACACGGUCAAGCAGUGACGGUUUGAGUGUGGACAGUUUUGGAAGUGAUGGAAAUUCAAAUCCUUCUGUAUUUACUAGUAGUGGCAGCACCUCUCAGACCGAAAGUGCCUUUGAAGACGACUUCGACUUUUUUGGUGGCUUAGACAGUAACAAAAAAUUCGCACAGAAUGACCCAUGGAAAGUUACAUCUGACAAUAAGCAUGAUCCUUUUUCACCAACUCAAUUAUCUAGCUAUAAUAAUGCGAGUCAAGUGAAACAAAUCGGUGACGCGUGCUUUUUCGCAUUCAAUAAGGAAAGUGCCACUGCAAAUCAAGUGCCUUCUUACAAUAAAUCAGCUGCGAGCUCCAGUUACCAAAUGCCUACUAUCAUUCGCGCAAAGCCGCGUAAAGAAGUUCCGCUGAAAUCUGCUCAAAACAAUUCAGCCGCGACUUCUGAUAUUUCUCAAGACUUUUUCGCUGGUUCGAAUUUUGCUCAGAGAAAUGCGACAACUUUACAGGAGUCUGUUGUGGAUUUUAAUUCAAAAUGGAAAGCAGAGAGGCCAGGAAGUGAAUCUCCUCCAAUGCCAUCAAUUCCUCCCCCUACGUUACCACCUGAGUUUCUGACGGAUGCCAAACCUAAACCACAGGGAAAUCGCGAACCAUAUGGCAUCGCGCUUUACAAUUUCCCAGAGACGCAGGUAGGAGAUUUAGCUUUAAAAGAAGGAGAUACUGUGAUUUUAUUGAGAGUCGUUAAUGACGAAUGGAUGGAAGGACGUAUUGGAAAUCGUGAAGGAAUGUUUCCCGCCAAUUUCAUCGAUAUCAAGGUCCCGAUUCCGGGUGCUUCGACAAACAUAGUCAAUGCCUUGUACACUUUCAGAGGCGAAACUUGGGAGGAUUUGCCUUUUGAGGAGGGUGCGAGGAUUAAAGUUCUCUCUAGGAUAUCAAAUGAAUGGUUAUAUGGGGAAUGUGACGGAAAAAGGGGACAGUUUCCAGCAAAUUUUGUUGACAGAGUGCCCUCUGAUCUUCCCAAUCAUUGAUAAGUAAUAACUAAUUUUUACAUAGUCUCAAGUGGCAUAAAUGCAAAUGAAGUUUGGUAAGACUGUUCCUUUCGCAUUGUUGAUUCAAGUCUGUUUUUUUGUCUAAAUAUUGACUGUACUCUAAACUUUUGUAUUCUCUGUAUUAGCUUUGUUAUACUAAAAUUUUAUUACGACAAUCUAUGAAUACUUUUGCUACAGUCUUGAUGUUAGGAAUAUUAUAAAUGCUAUUUUACUUGUAUCAAGUAACAGUAUAUAAUCAAGUCUGUACUUGUGUGUUUGUAAAAAAAAAAAAGAAAAAACUAACUUAUCUGAAGUCAAUAAAUGUUGUCAACGAUCGUUUGUACAUAAUAUUUCAGUCUUACCACUUCUUAAUUCUGUAAUAAUAUUAUAUAAGUUAACACGUGUACGCUUUUCGCUAUUUGUUACGUGAGUGUUAAGAGACACUUGCUAGACGAGUAACCCUUCAAGUGCUGAGAAUAUCGGUACCUUUACACACAUCACAAAAUUUCUCUUUGUUUCCAAGGCAAACAGUUGGAACUUGAAGGGCUAAUGUUUAGUGCAUAAUAAAGAUUUUGAUAUACAAAUUGUAAUAUAAUUUGACAUUAUUAAAGUCGAGGGUAUGUUUUGUUUUGUAUAUACAACUUAAAUUAUUUAUACAAUUGUACCAUCUUGUAGGGAUUUAUGAUACAAAUCAAAAGCGAUAAUUGCGUUUGAAAAGAGUAAUAUAUAUUUACAUUGUACUUGUUAAUUAAGAAAUCGUCCGUAGUAUAAGUAUUUUGCAAUGAUUCGAUUAUCCAUGAGAUUGUGUAUGAUAUGUACUUUAUGUAGAAUCAACGCCCUUGUAAUUUGUUAUGAUCUAACGACGAAAUUGAAAUUAAUAUUGAAAUUCGAUUCUCAAGCUUCCCUUCUUCGAUAUUUUCGUAUUCGUUUUCAGUAUUAUAGUACUUUCUAUUUGAAUUUCGUACUACCGGGAAACGGGACCAGAAUCUUUAUUCGAAGGUGAUAGGGCAAUCAAACUCACUGUCGGGAUUAUCUUACGCAAAAUUCGAUGAGGUUUGUAUUUCUUUAUGUAUCUAUAGAGUAAUGUGAUAUAUUACAAAUAAAAAGACUUACAUUUAC
Molecule: messenger RNA, 2932 nt
Organism: Belonocnema kinseyi
Lineage: Eukaryota; Metazoa; Arthropoda; Insecta; Hymenoptera; Cynipidae
Exons: 6
Coding region: 368-1813 (481 amino acids)
Biological process (GO): actin cortical patch localization; plasma membrane tubulation; endocytosis
Cellular component (GO): actin cortical patch
Molecular function (GO): lipid binding; protein binding
Source: RefSeq, a predicted model, not a curated record